Messenger RNA from Quercus lobata, 1042 nucleotides. RefSeq names its product ubiquitin carboxyl-terminal hydrolase 12-like. Bases 42 to 1037 code for a protein of 331 amino acids. Lineage: Eukaryota; Viridiplantae; Streptophyta; Magnoliopsida; Fagales; Fagaceae. Gene Ontology annotation, molecular function: protein binding. The record is from RefSeq and is a predicted model, not a curated record. The transcript is spliced from 6 exons.
GUGAACGGCAUCUACACAGCUCUCUGGUCAAUUUCCUUAUCAUGGCCAAUCUUAUCUUCGAAAACCCAGAUGACAUUUCAAGAUCUACUUCAGAUUCACCAACAAUGCACUACACAGUCAAAAUAAAAUCAUUUUCAUUACUUGCAAAGAAUUCAAUGGAAAGAUAUGAAACGGGGGAAUUUGAAUCUGGAGGUUACAAUUGGAAAUUGGUUAUCUACCCCAGUGGAAACAAGGACAAGAAUGUAACCGAGCACAUCUCUCUCUACUUGGCAAUUGAAGCAGCAGAUUUACGCCCUCCUGGUUGGGAAGUGCAUGCAAUUUUCCGGUUUUUCUUGCAUGAUCAGAUCAGGGAUAACUACCUGACUAUUGAAGAUACCCAAAAAGAGGAAAGGCGCUUUCGUGGAAUAAAGCUUGAGUGGGGCUAUGAUAAAGUCAUUCCUCUCAAAACUUUUAAAGAUGCCCGAAAUGGAUAUCUUGUUGAUGACACGUGUGUGUUUGGAGCUGAGGUCUUUGUUAGUAAGCAAAGAAGCAUGGACAAAGGAGAGUGUCUAGAACUAAUAAAGGAGUCCAUUACAAACAAGUUUGUCUUUAGAAUCGAGAACUACUCUAAAUUGACCACAGAUUUUUAUGACUCAAAUUCAUUCAAUGUUGGAAUUUAUAAAUGGAAGAUAUGGCUCGGUCCCAAUGGAGAAGGCAUUGGAUUGGGCAACUAUAAUUCUCUGCAUUUGGCUCUGGCUAAUAAAUCAAGCCUUUCAGCUGGUACGAAAAUUUUUGCGGAAUUCACGAUGCGCAUCCUGGACCAAGUAAAUGGCAGGCAUCCUUCCGCUAAACUUAGCAGGUGGUUUAGUGCCUCAAGCUAUAUGCAUGGUUGGGACCGAUUCAUCUCAAUCGGUUCUUCCAAUCUGACUAACAUGGGUUUACUGGUGAAGGACACGUUCGUGGUGGAAGCAGAGGUCACUAUACUUGCAGUGGUUAAUACGACAUCCUCCCCAAGCUUAGAGUUGGUCUCUAGUACCUCCUGUUGUUAUUCUGUUUAGUUUUG